GAAAAGGCAUGGGCCGAUGUAUCGGGCAUGGUGAAGACAUACAGUGACGAAAUGGUGGAGCGGUGGAACAAGGUAAUUGAUACCUACCUCGUCUUUGCGGGUCUGUUCUCGGCGAUCCUCACGGCGUUCAACGUCCAGUCGUACCCGUUGCUUCAGCCGCCCACCCUCGAUCCCGUCACCGUCCUGCAGCAGAUCUCUCUACAGCUGCACAGCUUCGCGAUCAAUUCCUCCUUCGCCAACUCCACCGCGCCGUCGUCCGCUGGACCCUCGCCGCCACACACUGCCAGUGGGCCCGCUGCAGUGCCACAAUCGGCGAUUUGGCUCAACAUCCUCUGGUUCUCGGGCUUGAUCAUCAGUCUCACCUCGGCGCUCUUAGGCAUCCUGGUGAAACAGUGGCUGAACGAGUUUGUCAGUCUUGGACUAUCGGGAAACUCCCGCGAGGCGGCGCGACUGCGUCAAUAUCGCCUAAACAACCUCGUCAAGUGGCGUGUAGGGGAUAUCGUCAUCCUCAUCCCG
Molecule: messenger RNA, 516 nt
Organism: Trametes versicolor FP-101664 SS1
Lineage: Eukaryota; Fungi; Basidiomycota; Agaricomycetes; Polyporales; Polyporaceae
Exons: 2
Source: RefSeq, a predicted model, not a curated record